CCCCCAUGCCAGCUUCCCAGGCUCCAGGACAAUUUCUUGAACAGGUAGAGAGUCCGACGCGAUCGGCCAAAAAGGGGGGAAGUCAGGCCGGACAUGUGUGCUGAACUUUAUAUCCGGUCGCAAAAGAGCGUGGUGCCGCGUUCCAGGGAUGCUGUGCGCAUUGGGGCUUGCAUAUCGCAACCACAGGUGACCAGACCGAUCCUCACUCAUUGUCGUCCAGGUCUGCUUUGAACCCGCCGCAGUGCUGGUUGUAGGGCUGUGCUGCCAGCCGACGCGCCAGACCAACCACCACCAACUAAUCUAAUCCCCUAGUCCCCCGACCAUUUUCCCCUGCCCGAGUGCGACCGGGGGUUCCAUUUGGUCCUGUGCGCUGAAUGCCUGCUGCCCUCAUUUGAUGUGCCCGGGCCUCUGAGCGAAAACGCCCCCUCCAUCUCCGGCGAGGGAAGAAAAAAUCGGGAGGUCGACGACGACAAAAAAACAAAAAAAAACUGGCCGGCGCACCACAUGGUCUCCACCCCGAUGCGCUCCCAGCCAUCUCCAAACACGCAACACGACUCCUCCCAACUGCCCUCCACACUCGGGCCUCUGCCACACGGCUGCGACCCGUCAUCGUUCUCUGAGCCCAACCCGAUCAUCUGCGUUGCUUUACGAAACGGUCGACCGAAGACGACAAUUGCGUGCCAAUAAACCAAGCAGCCCGACGGACACGCGACGCCAGGCUCCCAGACAACGAUAGCGUUUACAGUCGUCGACACACCACAUCGCAUCCUCCCGCAAGCGACGGCCGCCGAAUCGAACCGAAUGAUCUUGGGCUGACUGGCAUUGGGCCCGGCCACGCGCACCAGACUCCCGGCCGCAUCCAGGCGGAUCCUGAGCCCGAGGAGUCGCCAACAUGUCGUUUCUGUUCAAGUCCAAGAAGAACCAGGACCGGUCCCUGUCGAGUCGCGAUGGUCCACCGCCGUCGUCUCAGAACCCCGUCCAGGGCGCCGCCGCCAGAGUCGCUCGCGACGAGAAGAGCUCGCUGCAAAGAUCGACGCCGACCGGGAGCAUCAACUCGAUAGACAAUGAUGGCAGCAUCGGGAGCCCUGACCAGGUCGGGUACGCCGCUAGGCGACCACCACAAGCGGCGCCACCAGUGCAGGCUGGGCUCGACCAGCAGCCUAGCGAUCUGCCAUUCCGCAACGGAGGAGCAGUGCAGCCGCCUGCCCAAGUGCAAAUAUCGAGCCCCAACGCGAACCUCUACCCCUGGACCCAGCGCAGGUUGACAUACACCUCGUCGCACCCGAGCCCUUUCCCCCGCUACGGCGCCGCCGUCAAUUCGACUUCCUCAAAGGAGGGCGACAUCUACGUCAUGGGUGGUUUAAUCAACAGCGCCACCGUCAAGGGCGACCUGUGGAUGAUCGAGGCCGGUGGCAAUCUGGCCUGCUACCCUCUGGCCACCACCGCCGAGGGGCCCGGCCCCAGGGUUGGGCAUGCGAGUCUGUUGGUUGGCAAUGCCUUUAUUGUCUAUGGUGGAGAUACCAAGAUCGACGAGACCGACGUCCUGGACGAGACAUUGUAUCUCCUCAACACCUCCACGAGACAGUGGUCCAGAUCUUUGCCGGCGGGCCUGCGCCCCUCUGGCCGGUACGGCCAUUCGCUCAACAUCAUCGGCUCCAAGAUCUACAUCUUUGGUGGACAGGUUGAGGGCUACUUCAUGAAUGAUCUCGCCGCUUUCGAUCUGAACCAGCUCCAGAUGCCGAACAACAGGUGGGAAAUGCUGUUGUCCAACAGCGACAGUGGCGGGCCGCCCGUUGGAAAGGUGCCGCCGGCGAGAACCAACCAUACGAUGAUCAACUAUAAUGAGAAGAUGUACCUGUUCGGAGGCACCAACGGGUUCCAGUGGUUCAACGACGUCUGGUGCUACGAUUCUCCGACCAACACCUGGACUAUGCUUGACUGCAUAGGCUACAUCCCGAUUCCGAGAGAAGGGCACGCCGCUGCACUUGUUGACGAUGUCAUGUACAUUUUCGGUGGCCGCACCGAGGAGGGAUCUGACUUGGGGGACCUGGCCGCGUUCCGCAUCACCUCGCGCCGCUGGUACACAUUUCAGAACAUGGGGCCCUCGCCUUCACCCCGCUCUGGGCAUAGCAUGACAACCGUUGGAAAGGCGGUCGUCGUCGUCGGCGGCGAGCCUAGUUCGGCGGCAACUGCCGUAAACGAUCUCGGCCUCGUGUACAUGCUCGACACCACCAAGAUCCGAUACCCGCCCAACGAUUCCUCCUCACAGUCGCGCAAUGGCUCGCAGUCGAGGCAACGAAGCGCUAGCAACGCAAACGAAGCCGGUAUGCAUGCCGCCAGCCGAGGGCUCCCCAUGCGGGAAGGGUCCAACGGCCCGGAGGGUAGGAAAAUGAUGGCGGCGCGGGAAGCGGGUGUCAGCAGUCCUGCCAAUGUCAUUCGGAGCGACAUGACCAACCCGCAAGGGGCGCCAAACCAGUCCAAGCUCCCCCGAGCCGCGGGUGCAUCGCCUCCCGCUGGCCCACCCCCUCAAGGCCAGCCACCAAGGCCGACGGUCAAUACCUCGGCCUCUUCGACUCGCCCUUUGCGUAAUGCAUCUGUCGAACGGGCCGAGAUUGUCGUCUCCCCAGUUACCCCCAUCCAAAACCCCACGAUACCCGAGGUCAAGGCAGCCGAACCCGCAACCAAUGGGAGACGCACUCCAACCAAGGCUACGCCCAAACCUGAGCCCAUCGCCGAGGCUCCAAAGCCCAAAACAGCUCGCUCCGCUCGCUCGCAAGGGUCUGUCGAUAGCUCAACCGAGCCAACCCUGAAGGUAGCCCCUGCACCGCGGCCGGCAUCGCCGCCUCCGCCCACUCGUCAGAACAGCAAUCCCAUGUCCCGCAGGUCAUCUGGCCGGGCCUCGCAAACUGUUGCGAUUCUUAAAGAGCUGGAUAUGGCCAGGAGCAGGAACGCGUGGUAUGCAUCGGAGUUGGAGCUGGCAAGGAAACAAGGCUACACCCCCAACACUACACUGAGUCCUGUUCUCGAAGGCCGAGCGGCCGAGACUUUCGACGACGAAGACAAGCCACUUAUCGAGGCCCUCCUGGCCAUGCGCCAGGAGCUUGCUGGUGUGCAAGCUUCGGUCGACAAGCAGGCGGUCUUGGCUGCCAAGCAAAUCGCCGAGGCAGAGAGACAGAGGGAUGUAGCGAUACAGGAGGCGGUUUAUGCCAAGGCCAAGCUUGCGGGCCGUGCUGGAGGUAGUACUUCGAGCACGCCGCAGAUGGACAUGGCAAGGGACCUGGACGACAGGAGCAGCGAGAUGAGCCGGAAGCUUGCGGGCGCCCUGAACACCCAGCGUGACCUCCAGAGCCAGGUCGAGCGCCUGUCUUCGGAAAUCGAGGCCGAGAAGCGAGCCCGGAAGCUCGCCGACGAAACGACGAACGCGGCGCAAAAACGCAUGUCAGCCCUGGAGACAUACAAACAGCAGACGUCGCUCGAGACCGAGAGCCUGCGCGCGGAGCUGCACAUGCUCCAGCGCGAGGCGCGAGAGCAGUCCCUCGUGGCGGCAGAGGCCGUGGCCCAAUUCGGUAUGUUGCGCGUGGAGAAGAACGAGUUGGAGGUCAAGUACAAUGAGGUCUCGGGCUCGUCGGAGGAGCACAGCACUGCCAUUGCCUCUCUGCGCGAGGCACUUGUGUCUUCGGACGAGACCAAGGAGCUGCUCGAGCGCAAGAUGCAGGAGGAGCGAGAGCAACGCGAGGCGAUGGAGGCCAAGUUGAGGACGCUCAUGGCCGAGCACGAAGCGUCGGUAGCCGAGCUCGAGUCGGUCACACGAAAGCUUCAGGAUGCUGAGCAGAUGGCAGAAAGCCACGCAAAGGAGGCCAAGCUGCACAAGCAGGCUUUGAUGGGCGGAUUCGAACAGAUUGCCGCUAGGUCCAUCGGCAAGGAUGCAAAUGCCGACUCGGAGCGCGUCACGGCUCUACAGGGCCAGCUGACUGCGGCCAACGCCCUGGCGAGGAAGUACCAGCAGCAGGCGGACAUGGCCUCGGACAAGCUGCGGAGCGCCGAGGAGCGCAUCGCGGGCCUGGAGGCGUACCAGGAACAAGCUAGCCGGGAGGGCGUAACCAUCAGAAAGCAGCUCCAGGCGGCGCUCAGGGAAACGCAGAAUCUGCAGGCCUCGGCCUCGGAUCUGAAGAACCAGCUGGCCAAACAACAACUGGAGAGCAACGCCGUCACGGUGCAGCACAACACUCUGAAGAGCAUCCUCGGUGAGCGCGGCAUCAGCCCGACAGGAGUGAGGUCACGUGGUAGCCCACGUGGAGACUCUCCCGAGGCUCCAGCGAGGGUGCGUGAGCUUGAGCAGCAACUCGAGUCGACGCAAACGGCACACGAGGAGAACAGGCAGGCGUUUAUGGCACAGGCGCAAGCGUCGGAGAGCGCCUACCGCGAAAAGCUCAGCCAGCUGGAGAACGACUACCAGUCGGCGGUGCACUACGUCAAGGGCACCGAGAAGAUGCUCAAGAAGCUCAAGGAGGAGUUGGCGAGAUAUAAGAACGAGAACUCGCGGCUCAAGAGCGAGGUGAUUGAGCUCGAGGACAAGACCAGCGGGGCGCCGUCGGACUGGGAGUCGGAGAAGGCGUCGUUGACCAAGAAGAUCGAGACGCUGCAGUCGGAGAUGAUGUCGGCGACGACGCAGCUUGAGAAGCAGAUGCAGGCUGUGCGCAAGGAGCUGGACACGGCGAAGCGCGAGCGCGACAGCGCCGUUAAGCACAGCGAGGAGGCAUCGCAGCGCAUCAACACGAGCAAGAAGGACCUCGAGCAGUUGCAGCACGAGAACGCUCUGCUGCAGGAGCGGGCGCAGGACGCGGAGGAGAAGGUUAGCCUGCUGCUCGACCAGGUCGAGACUUCGGUCGACAACUACCGCCGCCGUAGCAGGCAGGUAGCCAGCAUGGGCUCGGACCAGUUCCGCGACUCGAGCAGCAGCGCCGGUGCCGCGGCCGCCCCGGCUGCGGCCGUCCCGGCCACCAACGGAAAGUCGGGAGCCGCGACGGCGGCGGCAGUGGGGACAGUGGCCGGUGGCGUUGGUGCGGCCGCGGCGUCGGGGCUCGCUGGCGUCGGUCGGGUACGCAGUGACAGUGCCGAGACGACUAGCGAGUACGGCGGCAACCUCGAGGAGCGCAACAGCGCCGCCCUCGACAGCCUGGCCAACGAGCUCGAGACGCUGCGCACGCAUUGGGAGGCGACCAACAAGAACUACCGGCUCAGCAACACGUUCGACUUUGAGCCGCCGACGGCCGCGACGACAUCGCCAGGAAGGAAGGGCGAGAAGGACGAUAACGGACUGAGCGAGUCUCUGGCCGACUGGAGAAAGAGGCUUGACAACGCAUAAAAAUGUGGCCCGAGGUUGGUGUGUUUCUGUUGCUGCCUCAAGAUGGGGACGGGACGCCAGACGGCGACGGGGUACUCGUCUCGGACGGCUUAAAACUGGGUGGUUUAAUUCUUGAAUGAGGGGUGGGCUAGGUUUAUUUCUCCAACUCUCUUGGCCUCUUUUUCUUUCUUUUCGCCCCUGCACCUACCUCUCUUUUUUUCCUUGCAUAUUUUCUCUUUUCUCUAUCGCCACUGAUUUAUGGAUGCCGACAUGUCUGAUCUACGCCUCUUUCAGUUCCUGUCUCUUCGUUUCUACAUCUGCCUUUUAUGUUCUCUCCCUUUCAGCCUGCCUGCCGAGCAGGCAUUGUCGGGACCUCGACGUGGCUUACAGCCUUCUGUACGUGUGGGCUAUCAUCUUUCUUGUUUUCCAUACCCGUAUACCAGCACAUGGUCUGUUUGUCUUCGUAAUGGCACCUCGUUUUUGACACUCGCUAUCCGAGACCUGGCACAGACAGGGUGUAUUAUUCUCUGAUGGUUUGGGGGGGCUUACCUCUUUUCCUUUCUUUUAUUUGUUGCCUAUUGCUUGAUGACCUGGCCUUGCGCCGCCACACCCACAAUAACAAAUACUCUAUUACUUGUUUGAUACGAGGCAAACUAUUCAUUUAGCAGCUGUAUUCUGGGCUUGUCCCGCCGUUGAC
Gaeumannomyces tritici R3-111a-1 is the source of this 6041-nucleotide messenger RNA. Its product is annotated as kelch-domain-containing protein. The transcript has 4 exons. Lineage: Eukaryota; Fungi; Ascomycota; Sordariomycetes; Magnaporthales; Magnaporthaceae. Gene Ontology annotation, molecular function: protein binding. Gene Ontology annotation, biological process: regulation of cell shape. The record is from RefSeq and is a predicted model, not a curated record. Bases 893 to 5365 code for a protein of 1490 amino acids.